AUGCAUCAUACAGACAACGCUACGGCUGGGAAUAUUUUACCUGUUUACGACUGUUUGCUGGUUGACUGUGAAAAUAAUGGUUCUAAGUUUUCUAAUGAAAGUGAAUUUAAUAUUACGUCGCCGCAUGAAUUCGUUUGCGAUUUAGAACCACAGCCGGAAAAUUAUUUGUCUACAUGUAUUUUCCAAACAUGUGUUUACAUUACAUACGGUAUUAUAUUUGUAAUAGCUCUUUUAGGAAAUGGAUUAGUAUGUUUCGUGGUACAAUCGUCUCCACGCAUGAAGACAGUAACGAAUUUUUUCAUAAUGAACUUAGCAGUGGGUGACAUACUAAUGACUUUGUUAUGUGUACCAUUUUCAUUUGUGUCAAUGCUCAUCUUGCGUUACUGGCCGUUUGGUGGUUUCAUGUGUAAACUAGUUAAUUAUUCACAGGCAGUGUCAGUGUUAGUGAGUGCGUAUACACUUCUAGCUAUAUCGGUUGAUAGGUACUUUGUGAUAACACGACCUUUAAAACCAAGAAUGGGAAAAACUGCAGCUAAACUUGUCAUGUGCUGUGUAUGGUGCGGCGCAUUAGCAACGGCCGCGCCUAUUAUAGUUGUAUCUCAACUUGAGAAGCCGUCUUUGUGGCAUCAAGUAUGUGAAUUGGACGUUUGCAGCGAGAAAUGGGCUUACCCGGAACAGAGUGAAAAGUACACUUACGCAUUGCUUAUCCUGCAAUUUGCAUUGCCACUCACAGCUCUCGUGUGCUCGUAUGGUCGUAUUACGUAUGUAGUGUGGGGCGUUCGGCCACCCGGUGAAGCGGAGAGCGUACGAGACUUACGGAUACAACAUUCAAAACGCAAGAUGGUCAAAAUGAUGAUAACCGUAGUAGCGGUAUUUAUAGUUUGCUGGCUCCCUCUCAAUAUUUUUAUCCUAUUGUGGACGGCGCAUGAGGAUGACGAAGAGUGGGGAAGAUGGCCUGGCAUGCCAUACGUGUGGUUCGUAAGUCACUGUCUGGCCAUGUCGCACUCCUGCUACAACCCCAUUAUUUAUUGUUACAUGAAUGUGCGCUAUCGCAGCGGGUUUAUACAGGUCAUCGGGAAAAUUUUGCGUUUGAAAAAUGAUGCAGGCAGCCGUUCGUGUCAUCGAUCAAGUGAAUGUGAGAGAGUACCUCUUUCAGAUUUGAUGGGUACCAAUAGAUUUUCGACAAAGCAAAGUAUUUCCAGGUGCAAAUGUAGAAUCUCUAGAGAGGGUCUGAGUAGUGACGACUUAAGUAGGAAAUGUGCGUCGUGCACCUCGCUACGACACAUAUCUUCAACACUCACUAGACCUUCACCACCAGCGCGGGCUCUGUCCGUUCGGUCACACUUUGACUAA
Messenger RNA from Melitaea cinxia (Glanville fritillary), 1353 nucleotides. Its product is annotated as RYamide receptor-like. Gene Ontology annotation, molecular function: neuropeptide Y receptor activity. Bases 1 to 1353 code for a protein of 450 amino acids. Gene Ontology annotation, biological process: neuropeptide signaling pathway. The transcript is spliced from 6 exons. Gene Ontology annotation, cellular component: membrane. The record is from RefSeq and is a predicted model, not a curated record. Lineage: Eukaryota; Metazoa; Arthropoda; Insecta; Lepidoptera; Nymphalidae.